AUGGAUGUGAACAUUGAAAAAUUCCUACAAGAUAAUAACAACUUUUUGCCUAUAAGGUAUUCUUACUCAGAUAUCAAGAAAAUCACAAGAAAUUUUAAACACAAAUUAGGAGAAGGAGGAUAUGGUUUUGUAUACAAGGGAAUACUUAGAAGUGGCAGUGAAGUUGCUAUGAAGGUUUUGAACAAACCAAAAUCUAAUGGCGAAGAUUUUAUGAGCGAAGUGGGUACUAUUGGAAUGAUUCACCAUGUCAAUGUUGUUCAACUUGUUGGUUUUUGCUUCGACAACUCUAAGCAAGCUCUUGUUUACGAUUUCAUGUCAAACGGGUCUUUGGAUAAGCAAAUUUUCUUUGAAGAUGGCAUCCACUGUCUUGAUUAUAAGAGUAUAUAUGAGAUCUCUCUAGGUGUGGCAAGGGGGAUAGAAUAUUUGCAUCGAGGAUGCGACAUGCAAAUUCUACAUUUUGAUAUCAAGCCUCACAAUAUUCUUCUAGAUCAAAAUUUUAUUUCCAAAGUUUCUGACUUCAGGCUUGCAAAGCUUUAUCUUGCGAGCCAUAGCGUCGUAUCGUUGACUGUUGCAAAAGGAACCUUGGGAUAUAUGGCUCCUGAGUUAUUCUACAAGUAUCUUGGUGGUGUCUCUUAUAAAGCUGAUGUUUACAGUUUUGGGAUGUUGCUAAUGGAAAUGGCCGGUAGGAGGAGAAAUAUAAAUGCAAAAGUUGAUUGCUCAAGUCAAAUUUAUUUCCCUUUGUGGGUUUACGAUCAACUCAACAAAGAAAAUGAGCUUGGAAUGGAAGUAGUAGAAGAGGAAAGAGAGAUAAUUAGGAAGAUGGUAAUAGUUGCCCUUUGGUGCAUACAGUUAAUCCCAAAUGAUCGGCCAUCAAUGAGAAGGGUCCUAGAUAUGCUUGAAGGAGAAAUUGAUAUAUUGCAACUACCCCCAAAGCCACUUCUGUAUCCGUCUGAGGAGCCAGUUGAUGAUAACAACAUUGGAAUAGAACUUGAAUCAUUCUCAACUUCAUCAAAAGAAUUGCCUCAUGGUUACAUUGCUUGUUUCUCGAGUGCUCUUGAUAUGGCAGAACAAGCUCGUCUUGUAUGGAGCAAUGAGUCUGUCUCCCUUCUCUCCACCGUCCGAUAUCAAGCUUUCUCCUUCCUGCCAAAACCCCUUGCCCAAGCCCUCCUGGCGGCCCCCUCGGCAGAACAACAUCCCACUUCGACCUCACGUCCCGUGAUGGGUCCCAUCCCGACCUCCUCACCUUCUAUCUCCUCCUCAAGUCCUGCAUUCACUCCUGCGUGUUGGCGAGUCCAUUGUGUGCUCACCCGGUCCCAGCUAGAGCCCGACUCGUUGAUUCUCAACUCGCCCAUCAGUCUCUACUCAAAACCCAUUGACUGGGCUGAGGCGCAGAGGAUUUUUAUGGACAAUAAUCACAUGGGUAGAAGCAGUCGAUACUUCCGUUCGUAUGCUUGA
Messenger RNA from Eucalyptus grandis, 1455 nucleotides. RefSeq names its product rust resistance kinase Lr10-like. The record is from RefSeq and is a predicted model, not a curated record. Gene Ontology annotation, biological process: protein phosphorylation. Lineage: Eukaryota; Viridiplantae; Streptophyta; Magnoliopsida; Myrtales; Myrtaceae. Bases 1 to 1455 code for a protein of 484 amino acids. Gene Ontology annotation, molecular function: protein kinase activity; ATP binding. The transcript has 2 exons.